AUUAUAUUUCGAACUCUGGUCACACAGCCAUAUAGCUUGAGCGGAAGAAAAAUAAUUUAUAAGGCUUCUAUUUUACAAACAAUUAAUUAUGGGUACCAAAAGACCCAACAACAGCGUAGUUUUGGCCCAAGAGGCAAAGCGUAGCAAGAAUGAUCUGAUGGCCUACACAAACAGGGACAAAGCGCUCCUUGAAUCGGGAGUAAGGCGUACCUCAAACCUGCAGGCGCCCAUAAUGCAGUUAGAAGGACAUGAAGGAGAGAUUUUCACAGCGGAAUUCCAUCCCGAGGGGGAGUUAUUGCUUUCUUCUGGGUUCGAUAGACAAAUAUACAUCUGGCAAGUGUACGAAGACUGCGAAAAUGUGAUGGCCAUGUCGGGACACAGCGGUGCUGUUAUGGAAGCUCAUUUUACGCCGGAUGGAUCACACAUCUUUACCUGCUCCACUGAUAAAACGCUGGCUUUUUGGGACAUAGCCACGGGUCAGCGGCAACGGCGGUUCAAGGGGCAUGGCAACUUCGUGAACAGCGUUCAGGGCUCGCGUAGGGGUCAACAGCUCCUCUGCUCGGGAAGCGAUGAUCGCACCAUAAAAAUCUGGGAUGCCAGGAAAAAACACGCGGCACACACCUUGGAAUCCCCUUUUCAAGUCACAGCUGUUUGUUUUGGUGACACUGGAGAACAAGUAAUUAGCGGCGGGAUCGACAACGAAGUCAAAAUCUGGGACAUUCGAAAACAGGCUGUCUUGCACCAUCUGCGAGGGCAUUCGGAUACGAUUACCGGAAUGUCCUUGUCCCCCGAAGGAGACUUUAUCUUGACAAAUGCCAUGGAUAACACCUUGAGGGUGUGGGACGUAAGACCUUAUGCACCCGGGGAAAGAUGUGUGAAGGUAUUCCAAGGCCAUCAGCACAAUUUUGAGAAGAAUCUGCUGAGAUGCGCUUGGUCGCCGGGAAGCGAUAAAAUAACAUCGGGUUCCGCCGAUCGGCAUGUCUAUAUUUGGGAUGUAAAUACAAGGAGAAUUCUUUACAAACUUCCCGGACACAAUGGCAGUGUUAAUGCCGUGGAUUUCAGCCCAAAAGAACCCCUGAUUCUAUCUGGAUCCAGCGAUAAGACUUUGUAUCUAGGAGAGAUCGAUGAAUGACCAAUUUUGACUAGAAAGAGCGAAAGCUAUUAUUGAAACCCACGUUACUUCUUAAAUAUUUUAGGGAUCAGAUGGUUUCUUGUACACAAAUUAUCUGAAUUCGCGACGUAGGAGUCAAUAAAGUAUAAAAUGUGUAGACGAAAUAUGCAUAACACACCA
Drosophila sechellia is the source of this 1291-nucleotide messenger RNA. RefSeq names its product U5 small nuclear ribonucleoprotein 40 kDa protein. Gene Ontology annotation, cellular component: catalytic step 2 spliceosome. Bases 89 to 1132 code for a protein of 347 amino acids. The record is from RefSeq and is a predicted model, not a curated record. The transcript is spliced from 3 exons. Gene Ontology annotation, molecular function: RNA binding; protein binding. Lineage: Eukaryota; Metazoa; Arthropoda; Insecta; Diptera; Drosophilidae.